GAGCGCGACUCAGUAAAAAUAAAAUGGCAAGGAGCUUGCUGUGAUUGUCGAGAGUGAGUGCGCGUCAAAAACUUGACUGUGCCGUAUGCGCGCACUCGCUACUCACAAGAAUGCGUGUCUGCUCGGCUUCUUUCUCUCAACCCUUUAGAUGAGAAAGGGAACCUAGAAGUGGGAGAGGCUGUUGAGGGAAAUAAAUUAGCUUCAAAACCACAGAAAGCAGCCACGUUCGGAAGGUUUUGGAUUGGCAAAAGGGCAGAGCAGAGACUAGGAUCAAUUAAAACCGAGUCAAUCCCGUUACAACGGGCAGCGUUAUAAUAAUACCAAGGUCAGUACACUGAACGAGCGCACAAACCCACGUAAUUUAACGUCUUAGACUGGGUACUGAAUUCGGAGACGGGGAAAUCACCACCAGCCGCAGUUGAAGAUGGAGGGGGUGAUGCAAGGGAUGCAAGCAUACGGUGCGGGGAAGGCUGGAGGAGCCUUCGACCCAUUGACGUUCUUUCAACAGCCUCAAACGAUUCUUCGGCUUGUGUGCUGGCUCUUCUCCAUCGUGAUCUUUGGCUGUAUAGCCAACGAGGGCUAUGUGAACCGGCCUGACGAGAUUGAGGAGUUCUGCAUCUUCAACAGGAACCAGAAUGCCUGUAACUACGCAGUGGGGAUGGGAACCCUGGCUUUCCUAAGCUGUGCUGCCUUCCUGGUCCUGGACGUCUACUUCCCCCAGAUCAGCAGCGUCAAGGACCGCAAGAAGGCUGUGCUUGCUGACAUUGGAGUGUCUGCAUUCUGGUCGUUUGUCUGGUUUGUGGGGUUCUGUUUCCUGGCCAACCAGUGGCAGGUUGCCAAGGAGGAGGACAACCCUCUAAGGGAGGGCGCGGACGCAGCCCGAGCCGCCAUUACCUUCGCCUUUUUCUCCAUCUUCACCUGGGGUGCUCUGACACUGCUGUCCCUGGAGAGGAUAAAGAGAGUGUCGUUCGAAGAAGAGUACAACAAACUGUUCAUUCCGUAGCCCACACCACCACUAGCCUAAUGAUAGAUAUCCUGACCCUCACAUUAUUUCGCUCACACCAAUUUCCCGUCCAGGCUGUCCUCCUUAGAUGGCCAAACAUAUUGAAGGAGUACCUUGUAUUUGUUUACUAUGAUUGGCUAGUGUUUACAGCUAGGAUCUGCUUUCUAGAUUCAGAUUGCCCUUCCAAAGUGCCUUGAUAUCAAACCAUUGCCAAAAAAUGAGUGUCUUUGUGGGGUUAAAACGGUGGUACGCUACUGUUGACAUAUCAGGUUCUCCAUUGCCUGGCAUAGUAAUCCACCAUUUUAGCUAUGUUCACCUGUGCUGAUUAUCUCAAUUAAUUUUUAUGUAAAGUAUUAAUUUGAAAAAAUAAUUUGAUUCCAUGGUACCAUUCAAAUUAGAUUGAUCACAACCAUGCAAAGUGGCUCUACAGAAAAUGUUCAAUCAGGAAAUUAUUAGAAAGUGAUAAAAAUGUACAGAGUUCAUACCAAUUUGAUCCCAAACCUUGUUAGAUUGUAUAUUUGAUAUGUAGUAAUUGUUCACAUUUUAUUUCAAUGCUAAAACUACAAAUCUGUGAAGGAAAAGCUAUGAGCUCUAGCCUUAUGCUUCCCCAUACACACGUGCCACAGCUGUAGCUAACUACUACAGCUUAAUGACAUGCAUUUAGUGUUACCAGGUCCAGCUGGCUGCAACCACUAUGUGAAUCUGUUAUUUUGUAUUAUGAGUUUUCUUUUCGUUUGGAUAUUUUUGCUUUGUAUAUGACACUGGGAUGAUUUGUGAAUGUUUAUUAUUCAUGAUAAAUUGUUACUGUUGUAUUUAAAAAGAAAUAAGUCAAAGACGGGUCCUGAUCAGGUGAAAGAUUCCUCACGUCAUUCCAGGACCACUGACUGUAUCGGUUUUGACACUCCCCGCUUAAAACUGACUAACCGGCUUAAUCCUCCUCCCCUCUUCCUCCUUUCUCCCUCUCGCUUUUUCUCUCGUUGUCCCACCCUUGUUUAACUACCAUUCAUCCUCCUAACCUUACUUCAUACCUUUUUUUAAUCACUGGCAUGUUACCUGAUAUACCCUCCUCCCCCACUAUCAUUGGUUGCGUCUAUCCGUGUCAUCUCAUUCUGCCCAUCUGUCAUAUUCAAAUCCCACCCACACAACCCCAUGUCUCCACUUUUCUUGUUUGUCCCCCUCGCCCACAACCUAUUUUUUUGCUAUUGCUUUCAUGUUGUUGCCCAUCCCCUUUCCAAUCGCUCGCUGCCCCCUAUGGUCUGGGGCUCCCUCUUCCCUUCUCCACGCAUACAUUGUUUUGCUAUCGCCUCUAUAUUAUUGCCCAUUCCCUUUUCAAUUGUUCGCCUGCCGCAUAACACCCUCUCUACUCCGAAGGCGGUGCAGGCCUUCCUGGGCUUUCAGAAGUACAAGCUGGGGGCUGACUCGGCCCUCUUCUCCCAGGAGUACGUUGACCCCACCGCCGACCCCAACGCUGCGUCCCCCAUGGGCACUGACUACACGAGCUAUGCCGCCGACAUUGACACCGCGGCCAGCACAGAGCCAGCCUUUGAUGGCUCCGCUGGCUACCAGGGCCAGGAGUACUGAGCCAGAGGGCCAAUGGAGGAAGAGAAGGACCAGGAAUGGGCUUACUCAGCAUCAGGGGUGGUUUAAGGGGACAUUUUUGUGGUUUAUGGGGACAUGGGUUGUCUUAAAGGUAGCCAAGUCCCAGAUCUGUUUGUGUUAGCUGUGAUGAUGAAAUACAGGGCCUUCAGAAAGUAUUCAAACCCUUUGACUUGUUCCACAUUUUGUGUUACAGCCUGAAUUUCAAAUGGAUUAAAUUUAGAUGUGUC
Oncorhynchus mykiss (rainbow trout) is the source of this 2829-nucleotide messenger RNA. RefSeq names its product synaptogyrin-1. Gene Ontology annotation, cellular component: neuromuscular junction; synaptic vesicle membrane. The record is from RefSeq and is a predicted model, not a curated record. Lineage: Eukaryota; Metazoa; Chordata; Actinopteri; Salmoniformes; Salmonidae.